UAACCAAGCUGCAAGCUUUUUCCUAAAAAGCCAUGGAGUAUUUGUGUUUACGUUGAUUAUACUCUCUCUCUCUCUAUAUAUAUAUAAUUAUAAUUAAACCCUCUCGUCUCUCAAUUACAAUUCCUCUCCUAUCCGCCAUUUUUCUCCUUUCCCUCCUCCUUUGAAGCAACAGCAACAACAACGACAACAACAAUGCGCCAAGUUUAGAAUACAUGUACAAAUUUGAAGCCACGCAAUCGGUCCCGUAUACGCUCUGCAGCUUUUGAUGGGUUUUCUUUUUAAAUUCAUCCGCCGGGGGGGAUAUAUCCGUUGCCUAUUCUCUUAAAGGCUACGUUUUGAUCGUGGAUCGCCGGGUCUAGGUUCGGCGAUGAUGACGUUUGCUGCCGGGGAGGGGGCGGCGGCGGCGAAGAGUCCGGGGCCGGGGGAGGAUCGCGAUGAGGCGUAUUAUGUGAAAUUGAGGAACGAUGAGUUGGAGGAGAGCAGCGGGGACUGCAUCGGCGGGGAUGGGUCGACUUCUUCCCAGGCGGCGGAGGCGGUGGUGGCGGUGGGUUGUGAGGUCGGUGGUCGGUGGUGGUCCUUCUGGUGGUGGGCCAAGCUGCUCCUCUUGCUUAUCUUUCUUGGCGUUUUGGCUGCCGUUUUUCUCAUUUGGGUCGGCCCCUUCUUCAUGGAUAAGGAAAUAAUCCCGAUAUUAAAUUGGGAGAUGAAAACAUUCAGCCCUCCAGUUCUAGCGGUUUUUGUCUUUGGUUCUGUAGCACUAUUUCCGACCUUUCUUUUGCCUUCUACUCCCUCCAUGUGGGUGGCGGGGAUGACUUUCGGAUAUGGGUAUGGGUUUCUGCUGAUUAUUGGAGGUGCAGCUAUUGGAGUUUCACUUCCAUAUUUCAUAGGCUAUCUUUUCCGCCGCAGAAUCCAAGUGUGUUUAGAAAGAUAUCCGAAGAAUGCUUCUAUGAUUAGACUAGCCGGUGAAGGGGAUUGCCUUAAUCAAUUCCAAGCUGUGGCAUUGAUCAGAGUAUCUCCAUUUCCUUACAUAGUAUACAAUUAUUGUGCAAUGGCUACGGGAGUCAAGUACUUUCCUUAUUUGUUGGGUUCACUGGUAGGCAUGGUGCCAGAGAUAUUUGUCGCGAUUUAUACUGGCAUCCUGAUAAAGACGCUUGCAAAUGCUUCCCACGACCAACACUCCCUAUCAGCGCCACAGAUCAUCUUCACAGUCUCCGGUUUUUGUCUCACCGUGGUCACCACAGUACUAAUAACAGUAUACGCAAAAAGGCGGCUCAAGCAACUGCAGGCAGACGAUGAACUGUUGCUGCAAUGAACUCCCGCCAGCUUUAUCUCUAUCGCCCCCAACAAGACCCACCCAAAAUAGGCCUAGACCGCCAAUCGCUUGAUGGGGUUUGAGCUUUGGGAAUAUCCUAGUCCCAAAGGCUCAUCAAUAAGUACUAUUACUGUACAAUGGAUGCACAAAAAGAGCUAAAAGAGGAAGCCAUACUAACACCGUAACACCACUAACAUUUUGUUUCUGGCAGUUUGUAUAAAAGAAAAAUAGGGUUUGCCUUUUCGCUUCUUCACUUCUCUGCGUUAUCUUUGUUAGUCAUCCUUGUUCAUAUUUGAAAUCCACUGUAUUCUUCUUAUGUUCCUGGACAAUUAUUAAUUUUAACUUAAAAUAGUGAAAUUAUCUUUAUGAAUUU
This is a messenger RNA of Ipomoea nil (Japanese morning glory), 1682 nucleotides long. Its product is annotated as transmembrane protein 64-like. Lineage: Eukaryota; Viridiplantae; Streptophyta; Magnoliopsida; Solanales; Convolvulaceae. The transcript is spliced from 4 exons. The record is from RefSeq and is a predicted model, not a curated record. Bases 368 to 1309 code for a protein of 313 amino acids.